Molecule: messenger RNA, 790 nt
Organism: Sitodiplosis mosellana (orange wheat blossom midge)
Lineage: Eukaryota; Metazoa; Arthropoda; Insecta; Diptera; Cecidomyiidae
Product: heat shock protein 27-like
Exons: 1
Coding region: 106-687 (193 amino acids)
Biological process (GO): response to heat; protein refolding
Molecular function (GO): protein folding chaperone
Source: RefSeq, a predicted model, not a curated record
CUGUGCGUCAGUUGAAUGCAAAUCGCAACAAAGUUAACAUAAAUCAAAGCUUUCAAAGCUAUUUACGAGCAAUCACAAGUGAUAGUUGAAAUUAAAGUGUGAACAAUGUCGCUUAUUCCAUACAUUUUCGACGAUUUUCUACCGUACCACCACGAUCUCCUUGGUUUGGAAUUAUAUCUAAGGGAUUUGUGGACAACACCAGCGGAACGUUCACUUUGGCGAUCGCUUCGGACUCCACUCGGACAUUUGAAGUCGCAACUGGCCCAUCAGCUGCACAUCGGCAAGGAUGGUUUUGAAGUAAAACUUGACGCUGAACACUUCAAACCGGAGGAAAUCACCGUAAAAGCCGUCGACAAUUCGAUCAUCAUUGAUGCCAAACAUGAGGAAAAGAAAGAUGAAGUCGGAUCCGUUUCCAGACACAUCAUUCGACGAUAUGUUUUGCCGAAAGGAUUCAAGCCAGAGCAAGUCAUUUCAAAUCUAUCAUCCGAUGGAUUGUUGACGAUCAAAUGUCCGAAAUCCGAAACCACCGAAGGAGCUAUUGUACGACACAUUCAAAUUCAACCAACUGGACCUGCUCGAUUGACCGUUGGAAAAACCAGCGAUGAGGAGAAAGAAGAAGCAGCUAUAGAAGAAACUGAAGAAAAAACUGAAGAAAAAAGUGCAGAGAAAACAGAUGAGAAGAAAUAAUGUGAAAACUCAAGUGGAUCAGCUUAUUGGCAUUUUAUUCACUAGAAUUUUUAUUGUAUUCAUUUGAAGAGUUACAUAAAAUGUUUUGAUAAACGGAAAUGUU